Molecule: messenger RNA, 1515 nt
Organism: Arxiozyma heterogenica
Lineage: Eukaryota; Fungi; Ascomycota; Saccharomycetes; Saccharomycetales; Saccharomycetaceae
Gene: MET3
Product: sulfate adenylyltransferase
Exons: 1
Coding region: 1-1515 (504 amino acids)
Biological process (GO): sulfur amino acid metabolic process
Cellular component (GO): cytoplasm
Molecular function (GO): sulfate adenylyltransferase (ATP) activity
Source: RefSeq, a predicted model, not a curated record
AUGCCAGCUCCACACGGUGGUAUCUUACAAGAUUUGAUACUUAGAGAUAAUGAAAGACAUCAGGACCUUUUAGAGGAAUCUAAGACUCUUAAAACAUGGAAUUUAACUUCUAGACAACUGUGUGAUAUUGAAUUGAUUUUAAAUGGUGGGUUUUCCCCAUUAACUGGGUUUUUAAAUGAAAAGGAUUAUCUUAACGUUGUCAAUAAUUCUAGACUAGCUAAUGGUAUUCUGUGGACUAUGCCAAUAAAUUUGGAUGUUGAUUCCACAUUUGCUCAAUCUUUACAACUUGGCCAAAGGUUGACCUUGUUACAAGAUGGUGAAAUUCCGAUUGCUAUUAUAACUGUUAGUGAUAUUUAUAAACCAGAUAAACAAUUAGAAGCAAAAAAAGUCUUUAGAGGUGAUCCAGAACACCCAGCUAUUAUAUUUUUAAAUAACUCUGUCGGUGAGUACUAUAUUGGUGGUGAAUUAGAUGCUAUCCAGUUACCUGUACAUUAUGAUUAUCCAGGUUUGAGAAAGACUCCAAAUCAAUUAAGAUCCGAAUUCCAAUCUCGUAGUUGGGAUCGUGUUGUUGCAUUUCAAACAAGAAAUCCUAUGCAUAGAGCCCAUAGGGAGUUAACUGUAAGGGCAGCCAGGGAGGUUAAUGCUCGUAUAUUGAUUCACCCAGUGGUGGGCUUAACUAAACCAGGUGAUAUCGACCACCAUACUAGAGUUCGUGUCUAUCAAGAGAUUAUCAGACGUUACCCAAGUGGGUUAGCUUUCUUAUCUUUAUUACCUUUGGCUAUGAGAAUGGCUGGUGAUAGAGAAGCUGUUUGGCAUGCAAUUAUUAGAAAAAAUUAUGGGGCUACACAUUUUAUUGUUGGAAGAGAUCAUGCUGGUCCUGGUUCCAACUCUAAAGGUGCUGCUUUCUAUGGACCAUAUGAUGCACAAGAACUAGUGGAAUCCUAUAAGAAUGAACUAGAGAUUCAAGUGGUUCCAUUCAGAAUGGUCACGUAUUUGCCUGAUGAAGAUUGUUAUGCUCCAAUCGAUGAAAUUGACACAAGUAAGACUAAGACUUUGAAUAUCUCGGGUACAGAAUUAAGAAGAAGACUAAGAGUUGGCGGUCAUAUUCCGGAAUGGUUCUCAUAUCCAGAAGUGGUUAAAAUCUUAAGAGAAUCUAAUCCACCAAGACAAAAGCAAGGUUUUGCUAUUGUUCUCGGUGAUGAGUUACAAGUGACUGAAAAUCAGUUAUCCAUUGCCCUAUUGUCUACUUUAUUACAGUUUGGUGGUGGUAGACAUUACAAGAUCUAUAAGCAUGAUAACGAUGUUAAGUUAUUGAAUUUGAUUCCAGAUUUCAUCCAGGCUGGUUCUGGCUUAAUUAUUCCUCAAAAUAAUCUAAGUAUUAAAGGUACUAAUGUUUACAGAUUGAGUUCAACUAAUGAUGCUGAUAUUAAACUUGGCUCUUCAGACGAAACUAUUAAUCAUAUUGUUCAAAAAGUUGUUUUAUUCCUCGAAGACAAUGGCUAUUUAGUAUUUUAA